Molecule: messenger RNA, 1667 nt
Organism: Racocetra persica
Lineage: Eukaryota; Fungi; Glomeromycota; Glomeromycetes; Diversisporales; Gigasporaceae
Source: the annotation of a GenBank genome assembly
AUUUUGGGAGUUAAAAAUGUGAUGAUUGGGUAUCUAUGUACCGGCAAUCCGGACUACAGAAACAUGGGAGAGCCUAAAUCAAAGCAAUUUGAAAAUAUUUACUAUGGGCUUUCAAAUUCACCAGGGAUCCUCAAGCUUGCUCCAAGUGGUUUAGGCUGGAAAACACCUGAUUCAGAUAGUAUAGUAACUAUUUCUGCCGAUGAGUUUAAAAGAGCUCAAUGGAUGCGUGUUGCGAGAGAUUAUCAGUUGAAAGUUGCAUUAAAGAAUGGGAAUGCUGCAAGAUUUGAUGGGUUUCCCAAGGAGAAUUUUGAAUCACUAAGAGAGAUCAUUCGGACAAAUUAUAAACUAAAUUUAGAAACAAAAGAGCUAUGUGUCAAAGGAUGGAAUUGGGGUGAAACUGAUUUCCAAGGCUCUCAGUUACUAUUUAACAUUAGUAAAAAAACCGCCUUUGAAAUUCCUCUAUCACACGUCUCAAACACUAACCUUCAAAACAAAUGUGAGGUCAGUCUCGAAUUUAUGCAACCGGAACAAUUUGGUGAAGACACACAAACUCGAAGUCAUAGGAAUCCUACACAUGAACUCGUUGAAAUGAGGUUCUAUAUUCCUGGUUCAACUAAGGUCGUUAAAGAUGGCGAAACUGAGGACGAAGUCAUUAGAGAAAAGGCUGAUCUUACACAGGUUUCCGGUGAAGGGAUUGUGCUCUUUAAUGAUGUUCUACUGCUUACACCACGUGGUCGAUACGACAUCGAAAUGUUUUCCAGUUUCUUUAGAUUACGUGGGAAAACAUAUGACUACAAAGUUCAAUACUCUAGCGUUGGGAGUCUGUUUUUGUUACCAAAACUUGAUGAUCUUCAUGAAAUGUUUGUGAUUGGUCUUGAUCCACCAUUAAGACAGGGUCAGACACUUUACCCUUUUCUUGUCCUGCAAUUUAAAAAGGAAGAGGAGAAAGAAUUCAAUUUAAACCUCGAUGCGUUUGUAUUCUUGUCACUUAUCCCUUCAUAUGAUGGAGCAGUUUAUCAUGUUUUCAGCAUAGUUUUUCGUGAACUGACCAAAAAGAAAAUAAUUAAACCAUCUGGUUUUAAAAGUCAACAUGAAGAAGUAGCAGUAAAGUGCUCCCUUAAAGCAAAUGAGGGUUAUCUUUACCCACUAGAAAAAUGUUUCUUAUUUAUUCCCAAACCACCAACAUUGAUCAAGACUAGUGAGAUUGAAAAGGUCAUUUUCACCAGAGUUUCAGCUACUGCUGUUAAGGCCCCGAUAACAUCCGCUAGGACUUUUGACUUGAAAUUUAGAAUGAAAGGCAAUUUUGAAUACCAGUUCUCUAGUAUUAAUCGAGAAGAAUUUGAACAUUUAGAAGAAUACUUCCGCAGUAAAAAAGUUAUAAUUGAAAACGAUACCUCUGACACUCAAACAAUACAAACGUUCAUGAACGAGAUUAGUGGCUCAUCAGAUGACGAGGUGAUUCCAGCAUCCAAACGUCGCCAAAGUGAAUCGAUGCCAGUCGAUGGAGAGGAUUCAGAUUCUGUUGAUGAAGAUUUUCAAUUAGAAGACAGUGAAAGUGAUGUAGCGGAAGAAUACGAUGAGAACUACGCUGGAGCUGGAUCAUCAUCGGAUGAAGGAGACGAGCCCCCAAGGAAAAAAGCAAAGAAACCUACCAAAUCUAAAUCGAA